AUCUCAAUUACUUAAUUGGUUGAUAAACAACAGUGAAACUGUACGGGAAAAUGUAAACUUUGCUCGGCAGCAGAAUAGUUUGUGUAAAUUCAAGUAUCAAAUUCAUCGCUGCAGAUCCUGACAAUAUCCGAUUUUAGGAUUUUUGUGGCCGGGAUCAUCCCUGGACGAUCCUAGUCUGUGAGAAAUGGAGAGUGCUGAGGUAGAAAAAGCUGAAAAUCCGGGUUCUGACGGAGCUCCGGGCGAGAAGGAAUCCAGCAAACCCGACUCACCGAAGCCAGAUCAGGAGGUCGCUCCGCCACUGAUAACCACAGCAAAACCGGAAGACAAGAAAGAUGAGCCGAAGAAGAAAGCUGCUGAGGGGGGCACUGAGAAACGCAGACGUGGUCCACCGCCUCCACUCUCACAGAAGGGGCCUUCGUCCGUAGCCAAGAAGAACGUGGUCAUGUCUACCGAGGCCAUGAAGGAGAUGGCUAAGCAGGCCAAGGCAAACCGGGACGAGAGAAGAACAGCAAUGGAUGCCAGACACCAGUUUCUUUUUGUCAAGCUUGCUGAGGCUAUUGGCAUCGAGGUGACCCAGGUGGAGGAGUAUCUCCUCAGCGAUGACAAGUUUGAUCUGAUCGAGGAUUUCUUUGCCAACAACGGUGCACGCAAGCUGAUGUUCUACUACCAGGAAACCGCAUCGAGAGAAACGCUCUUUUCCAGGACAGAUACUUCCAGCAUAGCCACCCACCAGCCCCUCCAGAAGCGCCUCUUCCUGACGACGGGGACCUCGGAGGGUCUGAACGGAAUGUGCUACUUCUUCAUCCGCACCACCUCCAAGCCACUGACCGUCCAGAAUGUCUCCCAGGAGGUCAACUUCGGCAUGAUGGACGCCUCAGGAGGCAAGAUCCUGGAUGGCUUGCAGACGCUGCUGAAGAAAGUCAUGGUGCCUGCGCUCAAGACCCAAGACAGUUGGGGCGAAAUCAAAGACAACGGUCAGAUAUCGGACUUCCUUGACCAGCUGGACCGUUUCAUCAACAGUCUGUCCAUAGCCAAGGGCAACAUGGAGGGCAAGGUGCAGCUGUGUGAACACGAACACCUGGAGUCUAUGUUGGAUUCACUCAAGACGGCCAGCGACUUCCAGCAGGCUGCUGCUGUUCCCGACACCGUGGAGAAACUGGAGGAGCUGAUCCUGCAGUGGGCUAAGCAGAUCGAGCAGGUCCUUGCCAAGAGUGAGCAGAUGCGUAAAGAAGCCGACGACAUCGGCCCGGCGGCCGAGCUGGACCACUGGAAGAAACGCAUGGCCAAGUUCAACAGUCUCCUGGAGCAGAUCAAGAGCCCACGGUGUAAGGCCGUGGUAGGGGUGCUGCACGCCGCCAAGUCUAAAGUGCUCAAGCAGUGGAAGGAAUUGGACAUUCGUAUCACAGAUGCAGCUAAUGAAGCCAAGGACAAUGUGAAGUACCUAUACACCCUGGACAAAUUCUUCGGACCACUGGUCAAGUGUGAUCCAUGCGUGAUGGUGGAGCACAUCCCGAGCUUGAUGAACGCCAUCCGCAUGAUCCACAGCAUCUCUCGCUACUACAACACCUCCGAGAGAAUGACCUCCCUCUUUGUCAAAGUGACCAAUCAGAUGAUCACCACCUGCAAGGCCUACAUCAACCGCGACGCCAGCAAGAUCUGGGAGCUGGACAGAUCUGAUCUUCUGAAGAGACUGAAUGACUGCAUCUACCUGAACGAUGAGUACCAGAAAUGCUUCCACAAGACCAAGGAACGACUGAAAGAGACUCCAGAGGAGAGACAGUUUGAGUUCAGUGAGAACUACAUCUUUGGCAAGUUUGACACCUUCUGCAAGCGUCUGGAGCGCAUCGCCGACAUGGUCAACACCAUGGAGAGCAUGAGCUCGUUAGGGGAAGUCAAGAUUGAAGGCAUUGAAUCCAUCUUCAUCCGUUUCCAGGGCAUCACUGGAACCUACAAGAAGAAGAACUACGACGUCCUCGAUCACCGCAAAGGGGAGUUUGACGUUGACUACUUGGAGUUCCGGUCUCUGAUGGACAGCGUGCAUGGCCAGCUGCAAGGCUUCGUGGACUCGUGGUUUGAAAGACCCCUCACUACUGACAGGGCCCUGGAUCUCCUCACCAAGUUUGAGAAGAUCUCGGGCGCCCACCUGAACCUGACCGACAAGUACAUGAAGGUGUUGACCAACUACGGCCGGGACCUGGAGACCGUCCGCAAGCUGUACCAGAAGGGCAAAGACGACCCGCCGGUCAUCCGCAACAUGCCCCCCGUGGCCGGCAAGAUCAGCUGGGCGCGUCAGCUGUACCGGAAGAUCGACACGCCCAUGAGGGCCUUUAAGAAGAAACCGGAGAUUCUCAGGACUCAAGAAGCAAAGAAGAUUAUUCGUAACUUCAACAAGAUGGCUGCUGUACUUCUGGAGUAUGAGCUUCUGUACCAUCGAGGCUGGUUCCGGGCUGUGGACACCAUCCGCUCAGGCCUCAACUCCUCCCUGCUGGUCCGGCACCCAGAGACCAAGGAGCUCUUCGUGAACUUUGACCCCCAGGUGCUGGAGCUGAUCGCCGAGGCCAAGUACCUCAGCAAGAUGAACCUGGAGAUCCCUGAGUCGGCUGGCGUUCUGAUCCUGAAGGAGGCUGAGAUUAAGGCUAACUACAUCGCGCUUGUGGAGUUACUGCAUGAGUAUGACCGCAUCGUGGCUACCAUUCCCAACCUGGUGCUGCCACUGAUGUCGCCCUUCAGACGCCGCGUGGAGGACGCCCUCAAGCCGGGACUGACCAGUCUUAACUGGACCUCUCUCAGCCUGGAUCAAUACAUCUCCAACACCUACAAGGAGCUGAACUUCCUGGAGCGCCUGACCAAGCAGAUCUCGGACCUCUUGGAUUGUCGCAUCGACCAGGUCCUGAAAGACAUGUCCUGCACCGCUCUCUGCGCCUUGCCGGAGUCGGAGCCCACCUCCACCAAGGACUUCCUGGCCGAUACUGAGAGGACCUGCAAGGAGGCCUGUGACCAGCUCUCAAGACAAAGCCAAGCUGUGGAGAAGGCGGUCCAGGAUCUUGUGGACACUCUGAAGAAUAACCUGAAGGAGAAUGAGCGUCGUAACCUGUACGACCACUACCCGUGCCUGACCCCCGACUCCAAGCACAAGCGCUGCCUGGAGUGCCUGCCUUGCUGCUUCUACACCAUGGUGGGAAGCUUCAGCCAGAGGAAUACCGAUGCUCUCAUCAAGUGCACCCGUCUGUCCCUGGACGCCAUCAAGCGUCGCCUCCAGACCUCCACCAACAAGUACACCCAAGGAGCCCAGGAGAACGAGGAUGCCAAGGUCCCUCUCUUCACCGCCAACAUCGUCCUGGCCAUCCCUAGCAUCGUCCUGCGGCCCAGCCUGGACGACGUCCAGCAGGCGGUCAACAAGGCCGUGCAGGUCAUCCUGAGGAUGGCCCAGGAUAUCCCGCUCUGGGCUCACACCAUCAUAAGCCAGAAGGCUGCGAUUAAGGAAAUGGAAGAGUCCAAAGACGACAAGGAUACCGACAAGGUGCCAAGCCUGUUGGCCAUCACCCAGAAGCCUCUGUACAAAGUCAUCAGUGAACACAAGGAUGUCUUGAAGGUGGUCAUCACGCUCAACAACAUCAUCGGCAGCAGCAAGUCAGAAUGUCAAGAGGUUCUGGACAGCUUCAAGGAGUUUAGCGAACUAUGGAAUGAGGAGCCAGACGACAAAGUGACCGAGUUCAUGGCAGGCAAACCCCUGCUGUCUGAGAUUGAAGCUCAGAUCAAGUAUUAUCAGGAACUUGAGAUGACCAUCCAGGAGAGCCCAGCCAGCUACCGCGUUGGCUCCGUCAUCUGCCUGACGGAGAAGCUCAAGGAAGCCCUGAUCGCCGAGACCAAAGCCUGGAAGCUAGCCUUCGGCAAGGCCCUGAACGCCAAGGCCUCGGCCGACAUGACCGACAUCUUCGACUUCAUCGAGAACCUCCAGAAACGCCUGGCCCGUCCCAUCAAGGACUUGGACGAUGUAAGGGGUGCCAUGGCUGCUCUCGGUGAGGUGCGGGAGUCCGAGAUACGCAUCGACAUGACCAUCGGACCCAUCGAGGAGUCCUUCGCCAUGCUGCACCGUUACGAGCUGCUGUUCCAGGAUGGUAACGCGGAGAAGGUGGACAGUCUGUCUUACAGCUGGAAGAACCUCAACAGCCAGAUGCAAAAUGUGCAAGUCACCCUGCUCAAGAUCCAGCCAGGGUUCAAGUCCAACCUGCUCAGCUUGGUGGAGGACUACCAGACGGAGGUCAGCAACUUUGUCGACGACUACACUGACAAGGGUCCCAUGGUCCUGGGCAUCGCGCCCAGCGAGGCCAGCGACCGACUCCAGCUCUUCCAGGCCCGCUUUGACGAGAUCUGGCGCAAGUACAUCACCUACUCCGGCGGUGAGGAGCUCUUUGGCCUUGCGGUCACCGAGUACCCGGACAUCCAGCGCAUCAAGCGGGAGCUGGCUCUGCUACAGAAGCUGUACCAGCUCUACAAUUCUGUCAUUGACAACGUUAACGGUUACUAUGAUAUCCCCUGGGUGGACGUAGACAUUGAGAAGAUUAACCAGGAGCUGAUGGACUUCCAAAACAAGUGCCGCAAGCUGCCCAAGGCCCUCAAGGAGUGGCAGGCCUUCCUGGAGCUCAAGAAGAAGAUCGAUGACUUCAACGAAUGCUGCCCCCUGUUGGAGAUGAUGGCCAGUAAGGCCAUGAUGACCCGGCACUGGGACCGCAUCGCCACCUGCACCAAGCACACCUUUGACGUGGAGUCUGACGCCUUCCUGCUCAGGAAUAUCAUGAUGGCUCCCUUGCUGGAGAACAAGGAGGAUAUCGAGGAUAUCUGCAUCUCGGCCGUCAAGGAGCGGGACAUCGAGGCCAAACUGAAGGGAGUCGUCAACGACUGGAGUGCCCAGGACUUCCAGUUCUCUCCCUUCAAGACUCGCGGGGAGCUCCUGCUGAAGGGAGACACUACCGGGGAGAUCAUCUCACUCAUGGAGGACAGCUUGAUGGUGCUGGGCUCGCUCAUGAGUAACCGGUACAACGCCCCCUUCAAGCCCGACAUCCAGAAGUGGGUGCAGAAGCUGUCCAACACCACGGAGAUCAUUGAGAACUGGAUGCUGGUGCAGAACCUGUGGAUUUACCUGGAGGCCGUGUUUGUGGGCGGAGACAUCGCCAAGCAGCUGCCACAGGAAGCCAAACGUUUCACCAACAUCGACAAGUCCUGGGUCAAGAUCAUGCAGACGGCCCAUGAGAACUCCAACGUGGUCCAGUGCUGCACCGGCGACGACGGCCUGGGCCAGCUCCUCCCUCAUCUCCUGGAACAACUGGAGAUCUGCCAGAAGUCCCUGACUGGCUACUUGGAGAAGAAGAGACUGGUCUUCCCACGUUUCUUCUUCGUAUCUGACCCGGCCCUGCUGGAGAUCCUUGGCCAGGCUUCGGACUCCCACACCAUCCAGAAUCACCUGGAAGGUCUGUUCGACAACGUCAAGUCGGCCGACUUCCACGACAAAGUCUACGACCAAAUCCUGGCGGUCAGCUCCCGGGAGAGUGAGAAGAUCGACCUGGUCAAGCCCGUCAUGGCCCAGGGCAACGUGGAGCUGUGGCUCGGAGAGCUGAUGAAGACCAUCUUCAAGUCGCUCCAUUCUAUCAUCCGCACGGCCAGCGUGGCCAUCGGAGACAAGGAGAACUUCAAGAUGAUUGAGUUUGAGAACACCUACCCGGCCCAGGUCGGGCUGCUGGGACUGCAGAUGCUGUGGACUCGGGACAGCGAGGAGGCGCUCAAGAAUGCUCGGUCCGACAAGAAGAUUAUGGCAACUACCAACCAGUACUUCCUUGACUUGUUGAACAUCCUGAUUGACGUCACCACGCAGGAGCUCACCAAGUAUGAGAGGACUAAGUUUGAGACCCUCAUCACCAUCCACGUCCAUCAGAGAGACAUCUUUGAUGAUUUGGUGCGCAUGCACAUCAAGUCCACCACCGACUUUGAAUGGCUGAAGCAGUCUCGGUUCUACUUCAACGAAGACACGGACCAGUGCCUGAUCUCCAUCACCGACGUGGACUUCAUCUACCAGAUGGAACCCGUGGGCUGCACGGAGAGACUGGUCAUCACUCCACUCACUGACAGAUGUUACAUCACCCUAGCCCAGGCUCUUGGGAUGAGCAUGGGAGGUGCCCCGGCCGGCCCAGCAGGUACAGGCAAGACUGAAACCACCAAGGACAUGGGCAAAGCUCUGGGCAAGUAUGUAGUGGUCUUCAAUUGCUCGGAUCAGAUGGACUUCAGGGGACUGGGACGUAUUUACAAAGGUCUGGCCCAGUCCGGUAGCUGGGGCUGCUUUGAUGAGUUCAAUCGUAUCGAGCUGCCCGUCCUGUCGGUAGCCGCCCAGCAGAUUGCUAUCGUCUUGACCUGCAAGAAGGAACGCAAACCCAACUUCAUCUUCACCGAUGGAGACAACGUCGACAUGGAUCCUGAAUUUGGCAUCUUCUUGACCAUGAACCCCGGCUACGCCGGUCGCCAGGAGCUCCCAGAAAACCUGAAGAUUCAGUUCCGUACUGUGGCCAUGAUGGUCCCCGACAGACAGAUCAUCAUCCGCGUCAAGCUCGCUAGCUGUGGUUUCCAGGGCAAUGUGCUGCUGGCCCGUAAAUUCUACACCUUGUACAAGCUGUGCGAGGAACAGCUGACCAAACAGGUGCAUUAUGACUUUGGUCUGCGUAACAUCCUGUCCGUGCUGCGUACUCUGGGAGCAUUCAAGCGUCUCAACCCACAGGACAGUGAGUCCACAAUCGUCAUGAGAGUCCUGAGGGACAUGAACCUCUCCAAACUGGUUGACGAGGACGAGCCUCUCUUCUUAUCUCUGAUUGACGACUUGUUCCCCGGUAUGCAACUAGACAAGGCCGGCUACCCAGAUAUUGAGGCUGCCAUCGAAAAACAGGUGACUGAAGCAGGCCUCGUAAACCACGCUCCAUGGAUCCUGAAGCUCAUUCAACUGUAUGAGACGCAGCGUGUGCGUCACGGAAUGAUGACACUAGGACCUAGCGGUGCUGGCAAGACCAAAUGCAUCCAUUCAUUGAUGAAAGCCAUGUCAGAUUGUGGCGCCCCCCAUCGCGAGCUGCGUAUGAACCCCAAGGCCAUCACGGCCCCUCAGAUGUUUGGCCGGCUGGACGUCGCCACCAAUGACUGGACGGAUGGUAUCUUCUCCACACUGUGGAGGAAAACACUCAAGGGCAAAAAGGGAGAGCACAUCUGGAUAGUACUGGACGGCCCCGUAGACGCCAUCUGGAUUGAGAACCUCAACUCUGUCUUAGACGAUAACAAGACCCUGACCCUAGCCAACGGGGAUCGCAUCCCCAUGGCCCCUACCUGCAAGAUCAUCUUCGAGCCCCACAACAUUGACAACGCUUCCCCGGCCACCGUGUCUCGCAACGGUAUGGUCUACAUGAGCUCCUCUAUCAUGGACUGGGAACCCAUCCUCAAGGGCUGGCUGUUGACAAGACCCCAAGCCCAGCAGGAUGUCUUGUACAACCUCUUUGCUGAGUACUUCAAGGAAUGCUACACCAAUUCCAUGCAGAACCUCACCGCCAAAAUGGAUAUCCUAGAGUGCAUGUACAUCCGUCAGGCCGUCGACCUUCUGACUGGCCUCAUCCCCAGCGAGGACACCACCCCGUCUCGGGAACAUCUCGAGAGGCUCUUUGUCUUCUGCUUGAUGUGGUCCAUCGGCGCUCUCCUGGAGCUCGACGACCGGAAAUUGAUGGAGAAUUGGAUGAAGGAGAAAGGAGGACUCAACCUGCCCAAGAUAGACCCCAGCAGUCAGGAUACCAUCUUUGAGUAUGUGGUGAACGACGCCGGCAACUGGGAACACUGGAGUGACAGGGUUCCAGAGUAUGUCUACCCUACCGACAGUACCCCAGACUACGCCUCGAUCCUGGUUCCCAACACCGACAACGUCCGCACAGACUUCCUGAUUCACACUAUCGCCAAGCAGGACAAGGCCGUCUUGCUUAUUGGUGAGCAGGGCACGGCCAAGACCGUCGUGAUCAAAGGCUACUGUGCUAAGUAUGACCCUGAACGACAACUGUUCAAGAGCCUCAACUUCUCCUCUGCCACCACACCCAACAUGUACCAGCGUACUGUUGAAAGUUACGUGGACAAGCGCGUUGGUACAACCUACGGCCCUCCAGCAGGGAAGAAGAUGACGAUCUUUGUUGAUGACAUCAACAUGCCAGUCAUCAAUGAAUGGGGUGAUCAGAUAACCAACGAGAUCGUACGCCAGCUGAUGGAGACCCGAGGCUUCUACAACCUGGACAAGCCCGGCGACUUCACCAACAUCGUGGACAUCCAGUUCAUGGCGGCCAUGAUCCAGCCCGGCGGCGGCCGCAACGACAUCCCCCAGCGUCUCAAGAGACAGUUCAACAUCUUCAACUGCACGCUGCCUUCCAAUAACUCCAUCGAUAAGAUCUUCAGGACCGUUGGAUGCGGCCAUUACUGCAAGGAGCGCGGUUUCACUGAGGAAAUCUGUGAGUUGGCCAGUUCCUUAGUCUCCUCCACCCGCAAGCUCUGGCAGCGGGUCAAGGUCAAGAUGUUGCCCACUCCGGCCAAGUUCCACUACAUCUUCAACCUGCGUGAUCUCAGUAGAAUCUGGCAGGGUAUGCUGAAUACCGUCUCAGACGUGGUAAACUCCACCUCGGUCCUCCUUGAUCUCUGGAAGCACGAGUGCACCCGUGUCAUCGCUGAUCGCUUCACCAACAACGAAGACAAGGAUUGGUUUGAGAAGGCUCUCACUAAGCUGAUGGAGGAAGAUCUGGGCACGGCCCUGGCCGAGCAAGUGGCCAAGGAACCCUACUUUGUGGACUUCCUGAGAGAUGCACCCGAAGUCACAGGUGAAGAGCCUGAUGAUGCCGACCUGGACGCACCCAAGAUCUACGAACCUAUCGAGAGCUAUGAGCAGCUUAGCACCAGACUCAACAUGUUCAUGGCCAUAUAUAACGAGGGGAUCAGGGGUGCCAAGAUGGAUCUUGUCUUCUUCAAGGAUGCCAUGGUCCAUCUGGUCAAGAUCUCCCGUAUCAUCCGCACUCCUCAAGGCAACGCCCUCCUGGUGGGUGUGGGUGGGUCAGGCAAACAGAGCCUGACCCGUCUGGCAUCCUACAUCGCUGGGUACAAGAUCUUCCAGAUUACGCUGUCCAAGUCUUACAGCGUAGGCAACCUGAUGGACGAUCUCAAGUACCUGUACCGCACGGCCGGCCAGCAGGGACAAGGGAUCACGUUCAUCUUCACUGACAACGAGAUCAAAGACGAGGCCUUCCUGGAGUACAUGAACAAUGUGAUCGCCUCCGGAGAGGUGUCCAACUUGUUCCAGCGUGACGAGAUCGACGAGAUCACGGGGGAACUGAUCGCCGUCAUGAAGAAGGAGUACCCACGCCGCCCACCAACCAACGAGAAUCUCUACGAGUACUUCCUGACACGCGUCCGCCACAACCUGCACGUGGUGCUCUGCUUCUCGCCUGUUGGAGAGAAGUUCCGUAACCGGUCCCUCAAGUUCCCUGGCCUGUUCUCGGGCUGCACCAUGGACUGGUUCAGCCGCUGGCCCAAGGACGCCCUGAUUGCCGUCUCCCAACACUUCCUGUCCUCCUUCAAGAUUGAGUGCACCGAUCAGGUCAAGGCUAGCGUGGUCAACUCCAUGGGAAGCUUCCAGGAUUUGGUAGCUGAGACCUGCGUGGAAUACUUCCAGCGUUACCGUCGCCAGACCCACGUGACUCCCAAGUCCUAUCUGUCCUUCAUUGAUGGCUACAAGUCUAUCUACAAUGAGAAACUGGACGCCAUCGGGGUCCUGGCUCAGAGAAUGAAGACAGGUCUGGCCAAGCUGGUCGAGGCCACCCACUCGGUCAACGAGCUGAGCAAGGAACUGGUGGUCAAGGAGAAGGAAUUGGCCGUAGCGUCCAAGAAAGCUGACCAGGUGCUGGCCGAGGUGACGGUCAGCGCUUCGGCCGCAGAGAAGGUCAAAGCCCAGGUCCAGAAGGUCAAGGAUAAAGCCCAGGCCAUUGUGGACGACAUCAAUGUUGACAAGGCCCAGGCCAUGGAGAAACUAGAAGCAGCCAAGCCGGCCCUAGAGGAAGCCGAGGCGGCCCUGAACACCAUCAAACCGGCCCACAUCUCCACCGUCCGUAAGCUGGCCAAGCCCCCACACCUCAUCAUGCGUAUCAUGGACUGCGUGCUGCUUCUGUUCCAGCGUCGGUUGGAACCAACCAUCAUGGAUCCUGAGAAGCCAAGCCCUAAGCCUGCCUGGGGCGAUGCCCUCAAGCUCAUGGGUGGUAGCACCUUCCUGAAGGACUUGCUGAGUUUCUCCAAGGACUCCAUUAACGGGGAGACAGUGGAGUUACUUCAGCCCUACCUGACCAUGGACGACUACAACUUGGAGUCGGCCAAGAAGUCCUGUGGUGACGUCGCUGGUCUCUGCUCCUGGACCGUAGCCAUGGCCUUCUUCUUUGGAAUCAACAAGGAAGUCCUGCCUCUGAAGGCCAACUUGACCAUCCAAGAGGCGCGUCUCAACAAGGCCAUGUUCUCCCUCAAGGAAGCCCAAGACCAGCUCGAUGAGAAGCAGAAGGAGCUCGACGUGGUGCAGGCCAUGUACGACGCGGCCAUCUCAGAGAAACAAACCCUGCUAGACGAUGCCGACAGCUGCCGGAGGAAGAUGACCAACGCCACGGCGCUGAUUGAAGGACUGGGUGGGGAGAAGGUGCGAUGGACGGAGGCUAGUAAGCGCUUCCAAGACCAGAUCAACAGGUUGGUGGGUGAUGUUCUCCUGGCUACUGGUUUCCUGUCCUACUCUGGACCCUUCAACCAGGAAUUCCGUAACCUCCUGCUCAAGAGCUGGAAGAAAGAGAUGAUGAUCAAUAAGAUCCCGUACAGUGAUGAACUCAACAUCACUGGCAUGCUGGUGGACAACACCACCGUUGGAGAAUGGAACCUGCAGGGUCUACCCAACGAUGAACUCUCCACCCAGAAUGGUAUCAUCGUGACCAAAGCCACCCGGUACCCACUCUUGAUUGAUCCCCAGGGCCAAGGCAAGGUCUGGAUCAAGAACAAGGAAGCUGCCAACGAGCUACAGGUGACUUCCUUGAACCACAAGUACUUCCGAACCCAUCUUGAGGACAGUCUGUCCCUAGGGCGCCCUCUAUUGAUUGAGGAUAUCGGUGAGGAGCUGGAUCCUGCACUGGACAACGUUCUGGAGAAGAACUUCAUCAAGUCUGGAUCAACUUUCAAGGUGAAAGUGGGUGACAAGGAGUGCGACGUGAUGAAUAACUUCCGCCUGUACAUGACCACCAAGCUGGCUAACCCGGCCUACACCCCAGAGAUCAGCGCCCGUACUUCCAUCAUUGACUUCACUGUCACCAUGAAGGGGUUGGAAGACCAGCUGCUGGGCAUUGUCAUCCUGACUGAGAAACAGGAAUUGGAAGCAGAGCGCACCAAGCUGAUGGAGGAAGUCACGGCCAACAAGCGCAAGAUGCAGGAACUAGAGGACAACCUCUUGUACCGACUGACCAGCACGGAGGGCUCCCUCGUGGAAGACGAGUCCCUCAUCGAGGUGCUGCGCGUCACCAAGAUCACCGCCGAGGACGUGAGCGAGAAGCUGACCAUCGCUGCCGAGACGGAGAUCAGGAUCAAUACAGCCAGAGAGGAGUUCAGACCUGUUGCCACCCGAGGCAGCACCCUGUACUUCUUGAUCACUGAGAUGAGCAUGGUGAACGUCAUGUACCAGACUUCUCUCAAGCAGUUCUUGGGCAUCUUUGACAUUUCAAUGGCCAGAUCUCAGAAGAGUCCAAUCACCUCCAAGCGUAUCGCCAACAUUAUCGAGUACAUGACUUAUGCAGUCUUCACCUACACGGCCCGAGGGUUGUAUGAGAACCACAAGUUCCUCUUCACCAUCCUCCUUGCUCUCAAGAUUGAUAUGCAGGGGGGCAAGAUCAAGCACAACGAGUUCCAGACAUUCAUCAAAGGUGGUGCCUCCUUGGACCUGAACGCCGUGGAACCCAAACCCAGGAAGUGGAUCCUAGACAUGACCUGGCUGAACCUGGUCCAGCUGAGCAAGCUGCCCCAGUUCAAUCAGAUCGUCGGCCAGGUAGCUCGCAACGACAAGGCCUGGAAGCAGUGGUUUGACGAGGACGCGCCCGAGGAGGCUACCAUACCAGAUGGAUAUUCCUCGUCCCUGGACGUCUUCCGUAAGCUGCUGCUGGUCAGGUCCUGGUGCCCGGACAGGACCAUUCCGCAGGCUAGGAAGUACAUCGCUGACUCUAUCGGGGUCAAGUUUGCGGAGGGCGUGAUCUUAAACAUGGAGAAGAUGUGGGAGGAGAGCGACCCCAAGACACCCAUGGCCUGCUUCCUGUCCAUGGGAUCCGACCCCACCGCCUCCAUCGAGGGACUCGCUAAGAAGAUGAACAUCCGUUGUCGUUCCAUUAGCAUGGGUCAGGGCCAGGAGGUGCACGCCCGCAAGCUGCUCAACGGUUUCAUGACAGAAGGCGGAUGGGUCCUGCUUCAGAACUGCCAUCUUGGCCUGGGAUUCCUGGAUGAACUUCUGGACACGAUCCUGUCUGGGGAGAAUGUUCAUGAGUCCUUCCGUCUGUGGAUCACCACCGAGGAACAUCCCAAGUUCCCCAUCAACCUGCUGCAGGUGUCCAUCAAGUACACUAACGAGCCUCCCCAGGGCAUCAAGGCAGGACUUAAGAGAACCUAUGCCGGUAUCACACAGGAGCAACUAGAAGUCUCCACCAUGAUGCAAUGGAAGCCUAUCCUGUACGCCGUGGCCUUCCUGCACACCACCGUGCAGGAGAGACGCAAGUUUGGCCCUCUGGGAUGGAACAUCCCUUACGAGUUCAACCAGGCUGAUUUCACAUCCAGCGUGCAGUUUGUCAACAAUCACCUGGAUGACUUGGACAUUAAGAAGGGUGUGUCUUGGAACACCAUUCGCUACAUGUUGGGUGAGGUCCAGUACGGUGGCCGCGUGACCGACGAUUACGACAAACGUCUCCUCAACACCUACGCCAGGGUCUGGUUCUCGGAAGACAUGUUCUCAGACAAAUUCAAGUUUUAUACAGGUUAUACUAUUCCCAAGUGUCGCAGCGUGGACGAGUACCGCGGCGCUAUCGAGAACCUUCCAUUGGUGGACUCGCCCGAGGCCUUUGGCUUACAUCCAAACGCUGACAUCACGUACCAGACCAACAUGGCUACCGAGGUAUUGGAGCUGAUUGUCAACAUCCAGCCCAAGGACAGUGGCAGUGGCGGUGGGGAGACUCGUGAGUCUUUUGUCUACAGACAAGCCGACGAAAUGUUGGAGAAACUGCCUCCUAAUUACAUUCCUCAUGAGGUCAAAGCCCGUCUGCAGAAGAUGGGCAUCCUGUCCCCGCUUAACAUCUUCCUGCGCCAGGAGAUCGACCGGAUGCAGCGGGUCAUCAGCACGGUCCGCUCCACCCUCAUGGACCUCAAGCUGGCCAUCGACGGCACCAUCAUCAUGAGCGAGAACCUCCGAGACGCUCUGGACAACAUCUACGAUGCCAGGGUGCCUCAGAGCUGGAAGAAGAUAUCUUGGCAGUCCACUACCCUCGGUUUCUGGUUCACCGAUCUGAUUGAAAGGAACGCCCAGUUCCACACCUGGUGCUUUGAGGGACGUCCCAGCGUCUUCUGGAUGACUGGCUUCUUCAAUCCACAGGGCUUCUUGACAGCCAUGAGACAGGAGAUCACACGAGCUCACAAGGGCUGGGCAUUGGACAGCGUGGUGCUCCAUAACGACAUGACCAGGUUCAUGAAGGAGGACAUCAGCGGCCCACCCCCUGAAGGUGUCUACGUCCAUGGCCUCUUCCUGGACGGGGCCGGCUGGGACCGCCGCAACUGCAAACUCAUCGACUCCCCUCCAAAAGUCCUCUUCACUCCCCUCCCCGUGGUCCACGUCUACGCCAUCAACGCCGUCGGGCCCAAGGACCCCAGACUCUACGAGUGCCCAGUCUACAGCAAGCCCAGACGUACCGAUCUCACGUACAUCUUCCCGCUGUUCCUGAAGACCGUCCAUCACCCAGAUCACUGGAUCUUGAGGGGUGUGGCUUUGCUCUGCGACACCAAGUAAAAAAAGGGGGGUAGAGCUGCUUGCUUUAUUCAUUAUUUUUUAAUUAAGUUUGAUAUUUUAAAGCUUUUUUGUGUGAAAGCUAUUGCAUGCGUUUGCUGGGUAGUUGUCUUCAAAUUUAUUGAAAUGUGUGAUAAAAAAAUAAAAUUUCAAUAAAUUGUCGGCUUGAAAAUGAUAUUGUAAGCAUUUUUUUAAAGUUUUUGUCUUCAAAUCAAUUACAAUAGUUAAAAAUAAAAUAUAUUCUGAAUUAAAUUUCAAUAAAUUGUCGGUUUUGUAAAUGCAAUGAAGUUUACAAUUAUAAACAUGUAUUGUUUAUUUGUUGCUGCUCCAACUUAUUUUUGUUAUCAAGUGAAAUGCCUCUCCCCUGUAAUAUUACUUAUUACAAACUAACCUCCUCGUGUGCACUUUAAUUGAUUAAUACACGUGAGUUUGAUGACAAAUGUUCAAUGAAAGAAAACCGUCCAACUUAAACCGUCCAAAUAUAGUCUGGUAAUCUAAUUAAAUUUUAUUAUAACUAUAUAAUUUGUGGCAUUUGGUGAGAAAAAAAAAAUGUAUUGUAAAUGUCAGUGCUUAGUGCUUUUUUGUGGUUUGCGGAAUAAAAUAUAUUUUGUGUUAUGCAAUUAACGCUGCGGUUUGUACGCUUUAUAUUAAUUGAAAGAAGUAAUCUUUUAAAGUGGUUAAGUCGUUCAAAAAGAGAAAUUGCUUUUUGCUUUAUGUCUGCUGUGGCAUUAAAUUUAUCUUGUAGAAGUUUGUGUCGUGUGAAGACAAUAUAUAACCUCACUGAACUGAAUGAAUAUACACAAAUUGUAUUCCAUUUGUAUUUUUAAAGUAUUUCAGCAAUAUACAUAUCCAGCAUUGUGAAUUUUAACUUCCAGAAUUUUUUUAACAACUGACACUUCCAUCCCGAUUUCCCAGUGCCUUCAUAUCUCGACUAAUUGCGUCCAUAAAAAGAUAUAUAACUUACUGUUUUAUUUAUAUUACAAGCACGUGCUCUUAGCUUUUUCGUUAAAAAUCAGAUUUCCGUCCAAUUAACAAAGAUGAACUUAUUGUAAUGCUAAUUCUAAAAAAAAAAAUGCUAAAAUUUGAUAUUUUUGUAACUGGAAUGCUUUUCUCUGAACUGAAAUUCUCUGAAACUGGUUUUGUUUUUUGUUCUUUUCACGUGUGGGUUUGUUGUAUUUAUCCAUUUGUCCAACAAAAGUACUUACUUUAUGUAGACGUAUUCACCACCCAAUUUGAUAAUUAAUUAAUUAAUGUUACAAUUGGCCAAAUAACUUUUUCAUAAUGUAAAUUUAACAUAUAAUUCUGAUGGCCUAGAGUAAGUUGAAUGAAUACAAACAAUUCAAAAUUGAGACAAGUAUUUUCAAAUGAUCCGUCCAGAUGAAUGUUUGAUUUAAAUAUGCAAGUUCUACCUUGGAAAAUAAACUUGAAUAAUUUCUUCAUUAAAACUAAAUAUA
Molecule: messenger RNA, 15555 nt
Organism: Patiria miniata (bat star)
Lineage: Eukaryota; Metazoa; Echinodermata; Asteroidea; Valvatida; Asterinidae
Product: dynein heavy chain 5, axonemal-like
Exons: 81
Coding region: 185-14104 (4639 amino acids)
Biological process (GO): microtubule-based movement
Cellular component (GO): dynein complex
Molecular function (GO): ATP binding; dynein intermediate chain binding; dynein light intermediate chain binding
Source: RefSeq, a predicted model, not a curated record